This is a messenger RNA of Varanus komodoensis (Komodo dragon), 1215 nucleotides long. Its product is annotated as sulfotransferase 2A1-like. Gene Ontology annotation, cellular component: cytoplasm. Lineage: Eukaryota; Metazoa; Chordata; Lepidosauria; Squamata; Varanidae. Gene Ontology annotation, biological process: sulfation. The coding region runs from base 1 to 1179 and encodes 392 amino acids. The record is from RefSeq and is a predicted model, not a curated record. The transcript has 7 exons. Gene Ontology annotation, molecular function: sulfotransferase activity.
AUGGAAUGGACACUGCGAACUGAUUGGCAGGCGUCCCCGCCGGUAGCAACCAUUCUGACCCACAUCUACGACGCCUCCCCGGAAUUCCGCAUAGACCUCUGCCAACUUUUUCCGCCCGGGUGGACCAACCCGGGCCUCAUUUUGGCAAACGUAAANCUCACCAUGGAAUGGACACUGCGAACUGAUUGGCAGGCGUCCCCGCCAGUAGCAACCAUUCUGACCCACAUCUACGACGCCUCCCCGGAAUUUUGCAUAGAUCUCUGCCAACUCUUUCCGCCCGGGUGGACCAACCCGGGCCUCAUUUCGGCGAACAUCCCGGCUCAGCGCAUCCCUGAUGCUCACACACAGCGGGCCCCGGACCGGGCCGCUGGCCGACCCUCAUCCAGCCGCUCAUUUACACUAGUAUCUGCAGUUUUUGAAGUCCUUAACAGGACCAAUCCAAAUAUUACCAAAACCUGCACCUUUUGGAUGCAAGAGAUCUUGGGCUUGAUCCGGCAUGAUGGGGACCCUUCAUGGAUUCAGAGUUUGAGCCUAGCGCAGCGGCCCCCAUGGAUUGAGCAUGAGUAUUGCUUGAAGCGUGCCUUGGAACUUCCUCCACCCAGGCUGCUAUCCAGUCACCUGCCGUUUCAGCUCUUCCCUAAGUCCUUCCUCCACUCCAAAGCUAAGGUUAUCUACACCCUGCGCAACCCCAGAGAUGUGCUGGUUUCAUUCUACCACUUCGCCAAGUUCUGCAAAUUCUGCAAGCACCCUGGAACAUGGGCAGAGUUCCUGGAAGACUUCCUGAGUGGAAAUGUGGUGUUCGGUUCCUGGUUCGACCAUGUGAAAAGCUGGACUGGGGUGAAGGACCGACCCAACGUCUUCUUUGUCACUUACAAAGAGCUCAAGCAGGACAUGCGGGGCACCGUGCAGAAGAUCUGCCACUUCCUCGGUAAGGAGCUGACCUGCCAGCAGCUUGAUUCCGUGGUGGAAAAUGCCUCGUUCCAGAGGAUGAAGGAGAGCAAAAUGUUGCAGCCCUCCCAGUUGCCAGAGCAUAGUUUUGACCUAAUGAAAGGAAGUAUAUUUCGGAAAGGGAUCUGCGGGGACUGGAAGAACCACCUGACGGUGGCACAGAGUGAACAUUUUGACCGUGUCUAUCGAGAGAAGAUGCGGGACGUGGGUGUCACCUUCCCAUGGGAAUAAAGAAGGCCAGACCGUUGCUUAAGCUAUUCUGUGGUC